Messenger RNA from Dicrocoelium dendriticum, 1079 nucleotides. The record is from the annotation of a GenBank genome assembly. Lineage: Eukaryota; Metazoa; Platyhelminthes; Trematoda; Plagiorchiida; Dicrocoeliidae.
GAAACUCGUGAUUUACCUUGCUACAUUCUACCGAACCCCAGCUCGUCACUGAAUUGCCAGUAUGCUUUUGGAGCUAGCUGUGGAUUUCAGUAAAGUGGAAUGCAUUGACAGCUUGAAGAGUUUUCUUAAUGGUCUACCCGAGAUAAGUUCGUUUGAUAUCAACCUAUCAGACGAUGUACUGUUGGUGGAAACAACUGCAUCGCCAACCAAAUUGCUUAAAAUUAUUCAAUCAGCUGGCUAUACUGCAAAAUUUUGUGGCGCAUCUUCCAGUGCCAGUGGCAUGAAAAACUGCGACUUCGGAUCUGGUGUAGCCAAUAUCAUCGCGAAUGAUACAGUGUAUGGCAUUUGUCGCCUCUUCCAACCUACAGAUGAUAAGCUGCUUGUGGAUGCAGCGGUCAGUAACCUUCCACCUGAGCGCAAGUUUUUACUGGCUGUUCAUCGUUUUGGAGAUCUUUCCAAAGGAGCAGACUCAUGUGGGGAUGUUUUUGACCAACCCCCGCUCUCCUCUGGCGAAUUGGGUAUACUCAACAGCGACACCGGGGGCCGUGGUGAGUUGUUCGCGGAGAACACCAAUUUGAAGUUAUGGGAUUUGAUCGGACGCGCAGUUGUGCUACACGAUGUGGGAACACGGUCACCAGUCGCUUGCGGAAUCGUCGCCCGAUCGGCCGCUGUCAGAUCCAAUCGGAAGCGGGUUUGUACGUGCUCUGGGCUGACAAUAUGGGAAGAAGGCGGAGGCGGUUUUGUCCACUGAGGCACCAUCUCUUGCGCUUCUUCCAUGUGAGUGGGAUUUCCUGACGUUUCCUUUUGUUUUGCUCAUGGACAUGCAUUCCCAAGAAUCGAAGGUGUCACGUUCAUUUGAAACAGCUAUUGCUUGUGUGCCGUGUGAUCGUUGUAAACGCCUCAUCCGACUCUUUAGUGCGAGCAGUCCCACUGAUGUACACUUGGCUUUUAUCAGACGCAUUGCGAAAUAAUAUUUCGUCUACAUCUGAACACGUUGACAUACUAUACAUCUUUCAUACCUUGGCAAUCUGUUCCUUCGUUGAAUGUGCUUUGUCGAAUAUAGUCCCUAGAGUGUUCGA